Messenger RNA from Monascus purpureus, 1827 nucleotides. The record is from the annotation of a GenBank genome assembly. NCBI's taxonomy places the organism in Eukaryota, Fungi, Ascomycota, Eurotiomycetes, Eurotiales, Aspergillaceae.
AUGAUUCGCCAUUGGCAAUACAGUGCCCCAAGUAACAAGAAUGCAAGACGAGGCAUUUUGCAAAGAUCUUCGAGAGAGAAGAGGUCUUUAGAGCGGCACGAAGACAACUUUAUACCGGCCUCCAGCUCUGAUGAAGAUGACAACAUAACUGAUGGUGAAACCUACGAAGAAUCCAGAAAUAAAUAUGGCGAAGACGUUAACGGCGACUCCGGAAAGCAUGAAGAGGAUUCUGAUGAUGAAUCUGUUACGAGCAUGACUUUUUCACAACAACCAGACUCGCCAGGUGACACCCCAGGCACAGAAGUUGGUGACGAUGACACCGGACUUGAAUAUGAGAACGAAGUUCGGGAUAGAUUCAGCGAAUCACCCAUCACGCUGACCCGUGCGAAACGAGACAAGAAUGAUGGAGGCAUCGGGCUGAAGCAAAAACGGGGGUCACAUUUGGUUGAAAAAGAUGGAAAAGAUGACAGAAAUACCGGCGAUAUUUUCGCCGUCUUCAAGGAUAAAUCCCAUGCCAUCCGGACAGGCCAAAACUACAUCGGAAAUGAAGAUCCCAGGGAAUCCACUGAAGAAUAUGACUAUGCCUCCAAGGCUACUGGCCUUCCACAAGGAUCUGAUGUCGAUUCUGACUGCCCGAUCACGGACGCUCACUGGUCAGAAGAAACCCGCAGCGACAAGCGGAUCAGAAAAGUCAUGACAAUGUUUUGCCAAGAUGAGAUAGGCAAGGAAGGCAAGCCACCUAAGCCAGGAUACGUCUACAUUUUCCAUAAUGAUGAAGACGAGGAGGGGUUCUACAAAAUAGGAAAGUCUCAGGAUCCACCACAAAGGAAAUACAGCGAAUAUUUCAGUGCCUGCAAGUUUAAGGAGUCUUGGGACACGGAAAAUAUCAACAAGGAUAAAAUCCGCUUUUACGCACACCUAGAGAAGCUUGCGCAGCGUGAGUUGCAGUACCGCAGCAUCCGGUACACCUGCACGUGCCAAAAAGAACAUAUCGAGUAUUUCUAUGGCGAGAAAGAAGAGGCACGAAAAGUGAUUCAUCGAUGGUUGGAUUGGCUAACAACGUAUGAUCCUUACAGUGACGACGGCCAUCUCCGUCCUUUCUGGGAGGCUCGAUUGAAGCAUGCUGAAUUUCAGGAAGAAGGCUGCCAUGCUGAAUGUCGCAGAGCGAAACGUCGUUUCCCUUGUCAGAGCUGCAUAACAAACCGCUGGCAUAGGUUUCGCAAUCCAGAAGCCCAUGAAGUUCUCAAGCACUACGAAGAAGAGUGGGAGCAGUCCCGUAAGCUUCAUGUGGCUCGGGAAGAAGCCUGGAAACAAUUGUAUAUGCACCGACAACGCAUUGCCAUCUGUCUUUCUCUGCUAGGCGUUUGCCUAAGUAUCUAUACAUCUCGGAACAUGCAGAUGGUGGUCAAGCAGGCAGUUCCUAUAUUAUCGGCUCUUCUGAAUCUUGCUGCGUCCAUGUACUGCCUGGUAUCACGGACACCCACAAUCGAUGAACUGGAACCGGAUACCACAGCAUUCACGACAUUAAGAAUCGAACUGAGUCGGUUCCUCGUGUCGAAGACUUCCUCUCCAGCUCGUCGGUACAAAAGAGAGCCGAAGCUCAACAGCUCGCAGAGCAAUGAGCAGGAGCCAGAGACCCUGUCAGAUCAAACAUACAAGUCUAGGUUAUCUCUCAGCAAUACCAAAGUGACUCCGAUCCGCCCAAAACAGCGCAGUGCGAAUACUAUGUCGAGCAGCCAAAGUACAGCCAAUUCCUUUCUGACUGUAGGCUCUGGGGGGGAUGAGAAAACAGGCAGGAAGCGAAGGCGAAAGAGUCCCGCCGUUUAG